UAAUACUUGUUUUUACGAAAGUAACACUCCUAACGRCUCCUAACGCGGGUUUUUACAUGYUUUUGGUACUGARAGUACUUAUGUGAAUCGAGUYGGCACUCGCGGGAAAAAAAUGAGAGAAAGAAAAUGAGCUAAAAGUGCGUGAAAAAAGGAGAGAAAGAAAAUAAGCWAAAAGUGCGUUACUAGUAUGUGGGAUUCCUGUGGAAAUGGAUCCGCUGACCCGAACGCUCGAACACACGAUUUUUUUGGCGGGAACGAGUCAAAAUGGCAGACAUACAAAUGGCAGCGGCAGAAGACUUUCUUGCCUCGUAUAAAACCGAUGCAAACAGUGCAGUUUGCUUCAAAUUAGUGACUGCAGAAAAUGAUAUAUUUGACAAGGGUAAAGAGUUUCAUCCUGAGUUUUCACAUCAGCUCUUUGGUGACAGUGAAUCUAUAUUUGGUUAUAAAGGAUUGCAAGUUCAGGUAUGUUUCAUAUGUAGUGGCGUGUAUAAUUAGAAUGCAUGCAUAUAAUAUGUACAACAAUAAGAUUGGAUUCUACUCUCAUGAGGCAGCAGAGAGCU
Messenger RNA from Exaiptasia diaphana, 560 nucleotides. RefSeq names its product histone acetyltransferase type B catalytic subunit-like. The coding region runs from base 265 to 495 and encodes 76 amino acids. Gene Ontology annotation, molecular function: histone H4 acetyltransferase activity. Gene Ontology annotation, cellular component: nucleus. Gene Ontology annotation, biological process: subtelomeric heterochromatin formation. The transcript is spliced from 4 exons. NCBI's taxonomy places the organism in Eukaryota, Metazoa, Cnidaria, Anthozoa, Actiniaria, Aiptasiidae. The record is from RefSeq and is a predicted model, not a curated record.